AUGCAGAUCGACCCUGCGGCCCUAACAGGGACGACCGACUUUGCGCCGGCGUCUACUACAACCAAGCCUGUCCCGACUGGCCCUCCGAUUGCCCCGAAAACGACUAAAGCGCUCAUAUCGGUUCCGCGCCUUGAUGUCGAACCUAUUUAUACCGAGCUCAAAAGCGCCAUCGGGGACGGUUGGUCCGAGUAUAAGCAGGCAAUCACACUCUUCUUGCUUGGACACCUUAAUCAGAAUGAAUUUACUCUUCGAGCUGCGCCAUUGCUGGCCGUUGACCCAAAGCGCGAACGACUUCACAAUAAUUUUGUCUGCGCGUUGCUGGGAAAUCUGACUAGGGACCUUCCUGACCAUGGAGUUGCGAGCUGGGUUUCCGCAAAUGACAAGCCAACAGUGGUGUCAAAACCGGCCUCUGGAGAUGCCGCUGAACAGCGCCUCAAGACAGAGGUCAUGCAGCUUCCGCCGAGAGAUAGGCGAAGAUUAAAAGCGAUCCCAGAGUCUGAUCCAAGUACUCUUCCCAACCCUCUCGAGGAAUACCAACUGGCAAGACAGAUCAGGCUUCCGGACCAGGUGCCUGCGAGUGCCGGCGGCUUAAAUAAAACAAACUGGGAGCUUGAGAUUCGUAAACGAUAUGCCCAACCUCUAGCAUCAGAAACCGGAGAGUUUCCUGACUCCGAAUCAAUAUAUGCGCGCAUGACACCUAUUUGCUAUGAGGAAUCCAUAUCGAAUGGAGCCACUUUCGCAUGCGCGACUUACAUGGCUAUUGCGACUGAAAAUUUUGUAAAGACAUUUCUCUCUAAUGUCUUCGGCCGGACCAAAUGUAAUGGCCCCUCGGGAACUAUAAAUGGAAUGACGACAAGGAAAUACCGCCGCCAAUUAGAACGUGAAGAAAUGGCAUUUACACGAGGAGAGCUAGUUAGAAAUACCACCAACGGCCUUCUCCCUGUUGAAGCAAAGGAAGCGAGCAAUCGCCAACCGUUGGGGCUACGUGACCUCAAAUUGACCCUUGACAUCGCGCCUGGGGCUCUUGGACACAUGCCCCUUAUCAUUAGCCAGAUAAUGGGGGGUUACCUUGAAGAAGAACUUGAAGCGGAAAACCAAUGUUACAUACAAGAGGCCAAUAUUGCUACCGAUGGCGCUGAUCAUUUACCCUCUGGAGAUGAGAUGGAUAUCGAUGAAGAUCCUUGGGACUGGGAUGGUGCUACGGCUGCGGACCAUAGCCAACUCAAUUCGAUUCUUGAUGAGUGCCUUUCUAUGGCAUCCUGA
Trichophyton rubrum CBS 118892 is the source of this 1263-nucleotide messenger RNA. RefSeq lists its product as uncharacterized. NCBI's taxonomy places the organism in Eukaryota, Fungi, Ascomycota, Eurotiomycetes, Onygenales, Arthrodermataceae. Gene Ontology annotation, biological process: regulation of transcription by RNA polymerase II. Gene Ontology annotation, cellular component: SAGA complex. The coding region runs from base 1 to 1263 and encodes 420 amino acids. Gene Ontology annotation, molecular function: transcription coactivator activity. The transcript is spliced from 4 exons. The record is from RefSeq and is a predicted model, not a curated record.